Molecule: messenger RNA, 592 nt
Organism: Eimeria maxima
Lineage: Eukaryota; Apicomplexa; Conoidasida; Eucoccidiorida; Eimeriidae
Product: phosphate transporter, putative
Exons: 2
Biological process (GO): phosphate ion transmembrane transport
Cellular component (GO): membrane
Molecular function (GO): phosphate transmembrane transporter activity
Source: RefSeq, a predicted model, not a curated record
AUGGAGAUAUUUGACGAGGAGACAGAAUUAUUCUUCUCUUCUUGCCAGAUAAUCUCUGCAUGCAUGGGGUGUAUAGCACAUAGUGCUAAUGAUACAGCUAAUGCUAUAGGUCCUUUUGCUGCUAUAUUAACAAUAUACCAGCAUUAUAUACAUUUAGAGCAGCAGCAGCAGCAGCAGCAGCAGCAGCAGCAGCAGCAUUAUCAUCAGCAGAAUCAACAGAUGCAGCAACAACAGGAUAUACAUAAUAUGCAGGUACAAUUAUAUCCACAACUACAACAAGGAGGAGGAGCAGCAGAAGGAGGAGAAGGAGGAGGACUAGUAGGUACUGUUGGCUGUCCAUGGUAUAUGCUAUUCUUUGGGGGUAUAGCCAUGUCCUUAGGCCUCGCCCUUCUUGGCUACAGGAUUAUUAAGACUGUUGGUAUAAAAUUGGUUAAGAUUACACCAGCUAGAGGAUUUCCUAUGGAAAUUGGGGCUGCAUGGACAGUACUAGUAUUUAGUGCUAUUGGUGUCCCCUUAUCUACAACACAUUGUGCUGUUGGUAGUACAGUAGGUGUUGGCCUAUUAGAGCCUCGUGUCCCUCCUUCCUUAGCAG